Messenger RNA from Aspergillus calidoustus, 306 nucleotides. NCBI's taxonomy places the organism in Eukaryota, Fungi, Ascomycota, Eurotiomycetes, Eurotiales, Aspergillaceae. The record is from the annotation of a GenBank genome assembly.
AUGCGCUCUUCGCUGAAACUACUCGCGGCGGUCAACCCCACCCGGUCGUCGAAGCUCAGGAAGCCGACGAUAAGUCUCGACCAUUUUAUCCAAAGACAGCGCGUCAUUGCGCUAUGGCGUGAAAUCGUCAGGGCUUUGAACAAAAUUCCCAAUUCGCCGACACGUAGCGAACUGCGGGACUAUGCUCGCCAGGAGUUCGAACGUCAUCGAAAUGUGACCGAUCUUCAACAUAUAAGAUAUCUCAUCUCGACGGGCAAGUCAGAGUUCGACAUGAUGAGACGGUACAUUGAUGAGCAGGCGGCCUGA